GCAAUAUUUGGCUACGACAAACCUAUUGAUUAUUUUAUUUUCUAUUAUAAAUACACCAAUAUACAAUGCGAUAAGAUACCACAAAAGUCAUUAUAAGCUGAUUGAUUGAUAAGACUGGGGAAAAGUUUUUGCACACAACAAUGUUAAUUGCCCCAACACUUGUAUACUAAUUGACUGCAACAAUCGAAAGCUAAAUAUACAUACAAAUGUAAAUGGAAUUCUUGUAUGCAAAUCAAAUAUGUAUAUAACCAUAAAUACUAUUAGCACUGCAUCAUAUGUAAAGUAGCAAAUAUACAUAUGUAUUUGACAAGAUAAUACACAUACAAUUAUCGAUAAGAUAGAACGCUUAGCUCAGAUCGCGACAGUCACUCGUUGGACGUUAAACUGUUUGCACCUACAUAUGCCACUGAUAUUUGUAUUUGAUCAAGCGAAAUGUGCAAGGUAUUCAUUUAUAUUGCUUACAUAGCUCUAUGCAGUGGUUAUAUAUUUGGAUUAAACGCCCAGGAAGAUGACAGUUUAAACUUCAAAAACUGCACCGUUCUCAUGGAGUGCCCGGAUAACGCCAUUUGCACAAGAGUAAACGCCCAUUUGCAAUGUGUCUGCUGGCAAGGAUAUCAUCAGAAUCCCGAAUGGCGACCAGGUGGCUUCGAUACCACAGAAGCGGACUAUUGUGCGAAGGGAGCGGCGAAUAAAACAGUUGUUUACAAUCGCCCGCCUGCAAGGAAGGCAGAUCUAGCUGUUGCUAUUGUCUUAGUAUUAUUUGGUGUCAUUGUAGUCACCGUGAUAGUUUACUGCCUGGUUGUUAUGCGACCUAUAAAACGCACCCAGGCGGUUUAUCAUCGUAUUCAAGUGCGGCGCAAAAACCACCGACGACUGGAAGAAUUUGACGAUAUUGACAUGACUUUUCGCAAUGGUAUCGCUGAUCUAUCAUAAUGGCCAAAUACUUAAGAAGAGCUCCAAGACUGUAAACUACCAAAAAUAUAUUAUUUACGUACAAAGAUUUA
Drosophila nasuta is the source of this 1004-nucleotide messenger RNA. RefSeq lists its product as uncharacterized. The record is from RefSeq and is a predicted model, not a curated record. The coding region runs from base 433 to 933 and encodes 166 amino acids. The transcript is spliced from 2 exons. Lineage: Eukaryota; Metazoa; Arthropoda; Insecta; Diptera; Drosophilidae.